Molecule: messenger RNA, 8017 nt
Organism: Athene cunicularia (burrowing owl)
Lineage: Eukaryota; Metazoa; Chordata; Aves; Strigiformes; Strigidae
Gene: TNPO1
Product: transportin 1
Exons: 23
Coding region: 1-2601 (866 amino acids)
Biological process (GO): protein import into nucleus
Cellular component (GO): nucleus; cytoplasm
Molecular function (GO): small GTPase binding; nuclear import signal receptor activity
Source: RefSeq, a predicted model, not a curated record
AUGCUGUUGAAGCUUGGAGAACAAAAUAUUUUGCAACAUGCUACCCUUAUCUUGGCUGUUCCUGAACGAGCUCUUUGGCUUGGCACCUUUGACAACAGUCUUUGGAAACUAGAACAACUCAAUCAGUAUCCUGAUUUCAACAACUACCUGAUUUUUGUUCUUACAAAGUUGAAGUCUGAAGAUGAACCAACACGUUCCUUGAGUGGUCUCAUCUUGAAGAACAAUGUAAAAGCACAUUUUCACAACUUUCCCAGUGGGGUAACUGAUUUCAUAAAAAGUGAAUGUCUGAACAACAUUGGUGAUUCCUCUCCCUUAAUUAGAGCUACUGUAGGCAUUCUGAUAACAACCAUUGCGUCAAAAGGAGAAUUACAGAAUUGGCCUGAACUCUUACCAAAGCUUUGCAGCCUGUUGGAUUCUGAAGAUUACAAUACCUGUGAGGGUGCUUUUGGUGCUCUUCAGAAGAUAUGUGAAGAUUCUGCUGAAAUUUUAGAUAGUGAUGUAUUGGACCGACCACUCAAUAUCAUGAUACCUAAGUUCUUGCAGUUCUUCAAGCACAGCAGUCCAAAAAUAAGGUCUCAUGCUGUUGCGUGUGUCAAUCAAUUUAUCAUCAGCAGAACUCAAGCUCUUAUGUUGCACAUAGAUUCUUUUAUUGAGAAUCUCUUUGCACUGGCUACUGAUGAGGAGCCUGAAGUACGCAAAAAUGUUUGCCGUGCUCUGGUUAUGUUGCUGGAAGUUCGAAUGGAUCGUCUCCUUCCUCAUAUGAUUAGUAUAGUUGAGUACAUGCUUCAGAGGACCCAGGACCAAGAUGAAAAUGUGGCUUUGGAGGCUUGUGAGUUUUGGUUGACUUUGGCUGAACAGCCAAUUUGUAAAGAUGUAUUAUGUCGGCAUCUUACUAAGUUGAUACCUGUGCUGGUAAAUGGUAUGAAAUAUUCAGAGAUUGAUAUUAUUCUGUUGAAGGGGGAUGUUGAAGAAGAUGAAGCUAUCCCAGAUAGUGAACAGGACAUAAGACCUCGUUUUCAUCGUUCACGGACAGUGGCUCAGCAACAUGAAGAAGAUCGUAUUGAAGAUGAUGACGAUGAUGACGAUGAACUUGAUGAUGAUGAUACUAUUUCUGACUGGAAUUUAAGGAAAUGUUCUGCUGCUGCUCUAGAUGUCCUAGCCAAUGUAUUUCGUGAUGAACUUCUGCCACACAUCUUGCCUCUUUUGAAGGAAUUGCUUUUCCAUCCUGAAUGGGUAGUUAAAGAAUCUGGUAUCCUUGUUCUUGGAGCAAUUGCUGAAGGCUGCAUGCAGGGUAUGAUUCCAUAUCUUCCUGAGCUGAUCCCUCACCUUAUUCAGUGCCUCUCCGACAAAAAGGCUCUUGUGCGCUCCAUUACAUGCUGGACUCUUAGUCGCUAUGCACACUGGGUAGUUAGUCAACCCCCAGACACAUACUUGAAGCCAUUAAUGACUGAGUUGCUAAAGCGUAUCCUGGAUAGCAACAAGAGAGUACAAGAAGCUGCCUGCAGUGCCUUUGCUACUCUGGAAGAGGAAGCUUGUACAGAGCUUGUUCCUUAUCUUGCGUAUAUACUUGACACUUUGGUCUUCGCGUUUAGUAAAUACCAGCAUAAAAACCUGCUCAUUCUUUAUGAUGCUAUAGGAACUCUAGCAGAUUCUGUAGGACAUCAUCUAAAUAAACCAGUGAGUAUACCUUAUUGCCUGUCGUCAGUUGCUACUGCCUUGCAAUCUGGCUUUCUUCCAUACUGUGAACCUGUGUACCAGCGUUGUGUAAAUCUGGUGCAGAAGACCCUUGCACAAGCCAUGUUGCAUAAUGCUCAACCAGACCAAUAUGAGGCUCCAGAUAAAGAUUUCAUGAUUGUGGCUCUUGAUUUACUCAGUGGUUUAGCUGAAGGACUUGGAGGCAACAUUGAACAGCUAGUGGCUCGCAGCAAUAUCCUGACACUAAUGUACCAAUGCAUGCAGGAUAAAAUGCCCGAGGUACGGCAGAGUUCUUUUGCGUUGUUAGGUGAUCUGACAAAGGCCUGUUUUCAGCAUGUUAAGCCUUGCAUCGCUGAUUUCAUGCCAAUUUUGGGAACCAACCUAAACCCUGAGUUCAUUUCUGUGUGUAACAAUGCCACCUGGGCAAUUGGAGAAAUCUCCAUCCAGAUGGGUAUAGAGAUGCAGCCUUAUAUUCCAAUGGUGUUGCACCAGCUUGUAGAAAUAAUUAACAGACCCAACACACCAAAGACGUUGUUAGAGAACACAGCAAUAACAAUUGGUCGUCUUGGUUACGUUUGUCCUCAAGAGGUGGCCCCCAUGCUACAGCAGUUUAUAAGACCCUGGUGCACUUCUCUGCGAAACAUAAGAGACAAUGAGGAAAAGGAUUCAGCAUUCCGUGGGAUAUGUACCAUGAUCUCGGUCAAUCCCAGUGGAGUAGUCCAAGACUUUAUUUUUUUUUGUGAUGCUGUUGCAUCGUGGAUUAGCCCAAAAGAUGAUCUCCGAGACAUGUUCUGUAAGAUUCUUCAUGGAUUUAAAAAUCAAGUUGGGGAUGAGAAUUGGAGGCGUUUUUCUGACCAGUUUCCCCUUCCCUUAAAAGAGCGCCUUGCAGCUUACUAUGGAGUUUAACCUCAUGCACUGUAGCUGCAAUCCCAUAAUUGGAGGUCCUUCAGUCUGGGAGACUAUGAGGGAGCCUCUGCACCCAGGGAAAAUGUUACCCUUUACUGGGGGGAAGGGUAAACCAGUAGGGAAUACAGUACAAUCCCAACCCUACUGGGAGGGGCGGGAGGGAGGUGUUGCCGUCACUGUAUUAAGUCGAUGUUGGGAAAUGUUUUAACAUCUGGAGCCUUUGUGGGUGGAAAUCUGUCUCCUAUUACAACUCUGCACUGGAUGUGAAGAAGAAAAAAAAAAAAAAAAAGAAAAAAACCAAAAGAAUCUAGUCACAAAACAGCACAUUCUGGAAUAUUGUGGGGAAUUGUACCAAAAUAAGAACCAUUUAAUUGAACCAUAGGGGUACGUAAAGAGGAAAACUACUUUGCGCACAAUAAAGGAAACCUAAGAAUAGGGGUUACAAAGAGUAAAAGGCUUUCUUUUUUCUUUUAUGUUUUUUUUUAAGUAAGGGUUUUCUACAUUAUUUCAUCCUGCUUGAUGGGAUUCCUGAGUAUUUGCAUGUUAAUGAAGAACUACACAAAUGAAGUUAGUACAGUUGAAAUGCAGCUUGUGUCUAGGAGCAGGCACUUGCAGUGCAUAAUAUAGAAACCCUAUCAUAAAUUAAUAAAGGUUAAUUUGGACAAAAGGAAGCAACCUGCAAGCUGACAAGUGAGUCACUCCUUUAAUUUUGGGGCGAGGGGAGGGACACUUUAAAGGAAAGAUUGACAUCUUAAUUUCUACAUUAAAAAAAGAGUUAAAGUAGUGGAUAUGAUUUGAUUAUUGUACUUAAUUAGAUUUAAUUUCUAGAGUAAGGCAUUAUUCUUAACGUGCAGUUUAAGGUUCAGGCAUGCGUUCUGGCUCAUAGUGAUCAGAUUUAAAUUAGUGGGAAAGUAGCAUGCUUGCAUCACAUAGAGUGAAAUUGGUAUACAUUUACUUAUGUUGCGCCAGUUUUGUGUUGCAGUUUACCAAUUCAAUAUAGCCCUGCAUUUAAAAUUCCUUUUUAAGAUUCUGUGGAACUUACUAAUAAUAUAGAUAUAAAGUACUGUAGUAAACAAUUAGGCCUUGAAAUACCUUUCUAGGAUCUGUUAAGAAUAAGAUUGAUAUUGUAUUGUGUGUAACCUGCACAAUGUGGAAAGCUGAUAUAGCUGUGCAAAAUAUUUGCCUCUGUGCUGUCAGUGUGAUGUGCUUUCUGCAUGGUUAUAUACUAGUGAUAUUAUCAGAAUCUUUAAAAAUGAGUUACAUGGUAAGACCCGUUAAAGGCUGCAUAAAUGUUAGUUGGCACGUAAAGACAAUUGUAGAAGUUGAUGACAUGAUUGCUGUAUUUGUGUUUAUUCCCACUCAACAUAUUACCUUCUAUGCUUUCUUUUUGUUCAAAGCAUGAUCUUAAAGAGAUGUUUAAGUUAAUGGAUGUAAUGCAGGGUAUCUACACUGUAUCGGCGCAUGUUGGUGGCCCUUUGUGAUGUAGUUAAAUGCACAAGGGUGCAAGUUUAAAGCUACAGAGUGAAAGUUGGUUUGGAUCCUCUUCAUUUCAUUUGUUUAGCUUUUCUGUUGUGUUUUUUUUUUCUCUACUUACAUGUAUUCCUGUGAAUAAAUCCUUGUUAAGUUAACCCUUUACUUUUCCUUUCAUGUGUAUUUUCUUAUGUACUGUGAAUGUGAAAUCCUAACUGGUACACUUGAUCUUGUGUCCAUCUGAAAGUGGCAAGUAUUUAAUAAUUUAGAUUGCCUAAAGAGUAUCCCAUGAUGAUAAAGGAAAAUGGAGAGAUUUUUAACUCUGCUGGUCAGAGGAGAAGCCACACCUUUCCAUUUUUCAAGUGCUGCGUAAUUAAUCUGCAAAACAAAACUAAGCCAUAACAGCCUUUUUGUAGAUUUAGUUUCUCACCUUUGCGUUGCAGAAUGGAUACUGGAUAACAGUUUUGGGGAUUUUUGUUUGGUUGAGUUCUUUUUAAGAACUUGCUCUUCUUUGCAUGGUUCUGUUCUUUGACUGUUGAAUGAUUUAGCCAUUGCACUGAAGUUUGAGCUGUGUGAGUGUGAACUUAUAAAUGCUGUUUAAAGAGUUUUGAUUUUUCUUAUGCAUGAUAGAAUGCACGUUUUACAUGCCCUCCACCCUCUUUUAUUUUGGCUUUGCAAAUUUUAAUGGAUUAUGCCUGAAGAACGGUUCGAACAUGUACUGGAUGAAAUACAUUCAGUAAUGCUAGUACAUAGUGCUUAUUUAAUUUGGUCAAAAUUGCAUGCAAUAACUUGCUUUCAAAUUACAUUGCUUUGGUAGCAAAUACAAAAUUCUUUCUUAACUAAUAACUCUGGGGUAAAUUAGUAAUAAUAACUAAAAACACUUUAAAUUCUGGAAGGAAAAAAAAAAACUAAACCUUUAAAAUUUUGCAAGGUGGGAUACUACUCUAGACCCAAACUUGCUUUAAUUUUGAGAAUGUUUAAACAUUAGGGGAGAGUUUCAGAGAAACAAUAUUAAAAAAUUUGUAGAAUAGAAAAGCUACCUAAAUAAUACUGUAGCAAAGCAGCUAGAAUCUGAGUUUAACUAAAUUUAAAUUUCAGAAAGGCCCUUUAUCCAAAUAAAACCAUUCCACCUCACCUCAGAUUAGCUUAGGAUGCCACUUUUGUACAUAGGUAUUUUAAUAGGUAUUUAUACAGAUGUGAACUGAUCUGGUAUAACAGCAAGGAAAAUAAAUAAGGCAGAAAUAAACAGUACUGACAAAACAGUCUUUCUGUCUGUAAGUUCUCUCAUGGUAUAUUUUAAAGCAAAUAAACUAUAUUCAUAAUGCGUAAUGCAGUGCAGAGAUUUGCAGAAGCCAGUUAGGGUAUAAUGUGAGGUAAGAAAAGUUCUGAAUCACCAUUAACAUUUAUAAUUCAAUUAUUGCAUCAUGGGAUAUAUAAAAAAGCAUCUUAAUUCUUGUGGUGUAGUCUUGACAGUCCUUGAAUGUUGACUGAAUGUUUAUACUGGUAGAAUUGUGAGUUUGUCUUUGUUACAUUCCAGUGUUUCUGCCUCUUGGCAUGCUAAAAGCACGGCUUACUUCAUUUGCUCCUUACACACUGAAUAAAGUGCUGUUAGUGUGCUAAACUACAGAAAUAGCCGCUGCUAAGUAAUGGUGUAGAUUUUCUACUUGAAUAUUUUUGUUGUAGGAACCUCAGGAGGUCAGUGUUUACUGUUUUUAUAUAUGCCUUUUUCCCAUUUUGAGUUUCCCUUUUUGAAGGAUUCUGAGAGUGAACAAAAGCUGCUGAUCAACCUAAGUUGGUAACAGAAAGCGUAUUUAAAGUCCCUAUAAAUGCAUCUUUUUGGCAGUUCUAAAUUGCUUUUAAAUUAGUCUUGAGUGAAGUUCAGUACUAAAUGUUUUUCAUUACACAUUUGGGAAACAGCUUGUUUCAUUUAGGGAAAAAGAUUAGAGUAGUUCAUUAUUUUAACCACUGCAAGCAAAAAUAAUCAAUUUUGUAAAUUUUUUCCAAAGCAUGAUUAUUUUCUAAAUCAGUGACAUAUGUAUAUAUUUAAACUGUAAUAAGCUAAUUCUUAUGCUUUAGUUUAUUGCUUCUUAAAGCUUGUACUCAAAAGAUCACUUUUAGAAGAAUGGGUUUAAAAUUUAUAAUAAUUUUUAAAAGUUAUGAAGUAGCAUAAAUUUUGUAAUUAACAAUAUUGAUACACACUGUGAUUUUUUUUGUUAACUUUUGUGCUAGCAUCAAUCUUAAUUACUUAAACUGCAUAUAUUGUAUAAUAUUAAAAAGUAUAUUUUAAGACUUCAAGUGGCUUUCCUCAAGCGAAACUCAUUGCUACUUAGAAAUAUUCAAAUACUAGCUUUAUCUCAGGUGAAUACUCUUGUACCCUUUUUGUUCAGAACAGAUGCUAAUACAAAUGUGUCGUAGUUCUAUCAGUUUAUGUAUUUCAUUUAGGCAGCUCUUCUGUCUUAAACUUACUCUAAAUUAACCUUCUACUGUGGGACAAUAAUGACUUUUGCUUCACCUGUUUUAUUCAUAUUGAAUGUAUUAACAGAUAAGGUGCAAAAACAUUCUUCCCUUGAGGAGAAUGCAUCCAUGUUCAAACAACUGAAAUAUUUAUUGAAAAAUGCUUUAAAUGCAAAGUUAUAUGGGAAAUGGUUUCUUUCAGAUUUUGUCAAGGGAAGAAGUUGCAACUUAACACUAACUGCUUCAAUACUAUCAUGAGGAUGUUAGAUGCAUAAAGCUUCUAUGUAGGGUCUAAAGAGUAACUUUCUAAAUAAAGGUUAAGCUCUACAGUGAAAUGGCGAAACAUCCUGCAGUUAAUCUCAGAUAUAUGUUGAUGUAGUUUGCAUACAUAUUUGUUUUAUAUUACAUAAGAAUUUCCAAUAACCUCAUCUUGAAUAAAUAAAGCUUGAUCAGUAGCUGUGUAUUUCACUCACCUAUGCAUUUUCCAGAAUGACUUGCAUCCAUCAGUAUUCUAGGUAUUCUCCAAUAGAAACUGGUUUUUGUCUGUCACUUUGCACUUGAUGGUUGGAUGCAUUGGAUGAUGGAUGCACUUGAUGGUUGGAGCAAGCCAGUUUUAGAUUAUUAUUUUAAAUGGGAAACUGAGGCAAGUACUUUUGUUGCUUGCCUUAGAUAUUUGGUAAAAUAACAAGGUUACGUAUUCACUUGAAUGUACUUACAUGAGGGAAAUUUAAAAUGGCUCUUUCAGAUGAAUUCCUGUGUGGUGUUACAGUGUACUUUAAGUAAGCCAAAUCCACAUCUUCAAAAAUUUCAGCACUUACAGUAUAGUGUCAUUUUUCUGUAAGCUCGUUCUAUUAUGCUACUUUCGCCUUAGAUGUCUAUUUCCUUACUUUGGGAGUGCAACAGAAUUGAGAAGGCCUGGAUGUUCUUUGCGAGGACAGUGAUUAGAAAAAAAGAUUGGUAUAAGCAAUUUGGCUGUUGAAAUCUCCACUGUAGUAUCUUUUUUCAUGGGAAGAGAUAGGUAGUUAUGUUGUACAUUGUCUGACUUAAUAAUUCUAAACACUUCUAAACUUUUUAAUUGGGUGCAGUAUACAAAGUAGUUUAAAAUCAAAGAUGACUGGAUCUUUCUGCUGACAACUUAGGUUGUGUGAGUUUUGCUUGAAAGCUUUAAAUCUGAUGUUUCUAUAUCUGCCACAAUGUUGGAAUGUUUCCUUCAAAAACAUAUCCUCCUGCAACCUCUCAAACUGUACUAAAUUGAGUGAUCUUUCUUGAAGUCUGCCUCUGUGCUAACAGAACUUCAUUUUAAAUAGAAUAUGGUUUAAUUUUUGAUAAGCUGCUGAAUUUUAAAGAGUUUUUGGGGCCACCAAAUAUUUUGGAUCAUGCAGAGAAUAUAUAUUGUACUGUAGUAAUUUUGUAUUUACAUUUGUAUGAUGUGACAUAAUAGAUGUGAAUGUUAAUCACUGCUUGACUAUGUUAAUAAAAUCAUUUAAAUAUA